This is a messenger RNA of Quercus robur (English oak), 1812 nucleotides long. Its product is annotated as protein DJ-1 homolog C. The transcript has 8 exons. Gene Ontology annotation, molecular function: protein deglycase activity. Bases 112 to 1545 code for a protein of 477 amino acids. Gene Ontology annotation, biological process: guanine deglycation, glyoxal removal; protein deglycation, glyoxal removal. NCBI's taxonomy places the organism in Eukaryota, Viridiplantae, Streptophyta, Magnoliopsida, Fagales, Fagaceae. The record is from RefSeq and is a predicted model, not a curated record. Gene Ontology annotation, cellular component: cytosol; nucleus.
GCAAACGAAAUGGUGUGAGAUGUUCAAAGAGCGAAGAGUUUGAAAACGAACUAAACCCCGGAUAAGGAUCUCUCACAAGUCACAGCAGUCUGGUUCUGCGAGUUGGAGUUGAUGCUUUGCAAACAAGCAUCCAUUCCCAUGGAGUCUCUCUCGUCUUUUCUUUCACCAACGCCUCUCAACUUCUCUUCUCACAAGCUCUCUCCAAUGGCUGCCUCUGCAACUACUUUUUCUUCCUUAUCAUUUGCAUCCAUGCCCUCCCAACACCAACGAACUUCCACCCCAAAACGCACUUCAAAACCCACUAAAACCCUCUCUCCAACAAUACCAACACCCACAAUCACAACAACAACAACAACAACAACCACCACCUCUCUUCCUCCAAAGAAGGUUCUGGUUCCUAUUGGAUUUGGUACAGAGGAAAUGGAAGCUGUUAUUAUAGUUGAUGUUCUACGCCGAGCUGGUGCGGAUGUGACCGUGGCCUCGGUGGAGCCACAGCUUCAGAUUGAAGCUUCUAGCGGUACCAAACUGGUUGCUGAUACCUCCAUCUCGACUUGUUCUGAUCAAGUUUUCGAUCUGGUCGCAUUGCCGGGAGGAAUGCCCGGCUCGGCACGGUUAAGAGACUGUGAAGUUCUGCAGAAAAUAAUGAGCAAACAAGCUGAGGAAAAAAGGCUAUAUGGGGCUAUCUGUGCUGCCCCUGCAGUCACGCUGAAGCCUUGGGGUCUUCUGAAGAAAAAGCAGACGACUUGUCACCCUGCAUUCAUGGACAAGCUUCCAACCUUCUGGGCUGUUAAAUCUAGUAUUCAAGUUUCAGGAGAGCUUACAACAAGCCGUGGUCCCGGAACUACUUUUGAGUUUUCUCUUUCCUUAGUGGAGCAGCUGUUUGGAGAGUCAAUUGCCAAAGAGGUUGGACAAGGGUUGUUGGUGUCUUCUGCUGAUGAUAAUCUAACAAAGGAAGAGUUCAACAAAGUUGAAUGGUCUGUUGACCACACCCCUCGUGUCCUCAUUCCAGUUGCAAAUGGCUCUGAAGCAAUUGAAGUAGUAACUAUUGCAGAUAUUCUACGGCGAGCAAAAGUUGAUGUCAUCAUUGCUUCACUUGAAAAAUCUGUGCAAAUUUUGGCAUCUCAAGGCACAAAAAUUGUUGCUGACAAGUUAAUCGGCGAUGCUGCUGAGUCAAUAUAUGAUAUAAUCAUUCUUCCAGGAGGAACUGCCGGGGCUGAGCGGAUACACAAAUCUAAGAUUCUCAAGAAGCUGAUCAAAGAACAAGAUUCAGCUGGAAGAAUAUAUGGAGCAGUCUGCUCUUCACCCACAGUCCUGCAAAGACAGGGUUUACUGAAGGAUAAAAGAGCUACUGCCCAUCCAUCUGUCGUAGACACGCUUACAAAAGUAGUGGAUGGUGCCAAAGUGGUCAUUGACGGUAAACUGAUUACAAGCAGGGGACUUGCUACAGUAGUAGAUUUUGCUUUGACUAUUGUAGGCAAGCUUUUUGGUUAUGGAAGAGCAAGAAGUGUUGCAGAAGGUCUUGUUUUUGAGUAUCCAAGGAGUUAGGGGAUCUAUGUCAAAUCUUUAGUGGUUGAAGGCAACUUUUUAUGUCUGCCAUAAGAAAUGAAGAGUUUAUCCCCUACUCAAAUCAACACGAGUAGAAAAUUCUUCGUUAGUGCAUACUCUAUUUCAGUGUUAAAGAGUCUCUACAGAACAUCUACGAAGUCAUGGUUGCUUUAUCCUUUACUAGAAGACUGGUCACCAUGUAAAAGUGAUGUUGCAUGUACUUUUUUGGUCAUGAUUUAUAUUUCAAAUAUCUGCAAAUUUUGUGAA